AUGACUGAAAAUGACUUUUACUGUGAUCUGUGCCUUAGGGAAGACCUUAAAAAACGGGGGAUUGUAUAUUGCUAUAAUUGUUUAGAAAUACUGUGUAAAGAAUGUGAACGACAUCAUAAGAAAAACAAAGCGUCAAUAAGCCAUAAAUUGAUUGAUAUCAGCCGAGAUGCCAUUGAAUGGAAUACAACAGACUAUGAUUAUUAUGAACAACAUUCGAAGUGUCUAAAUCAUGGAUUGAAAUAUGUGAAAUUUCUUUGUAAAACGCAUGGCGAGUUUUGUUGUGAGAAAUGCGCCAAAAUAGAGGAUAAGAAAUGCAGACUUGUAGAUGAAGUGGAACUAAAUACUGAACUCAAAAAGACGUUAGAAUAUAUGAAACAAACCGCAGACAAAUUAAUAGAGCACGAAUCCAACUACCGAACCAAAUUGGACGCGGAGAAAAAAGAAGCGCAAACGUGUUUAGAAAAUCUAAAGGCGCAUAUUGACUAUUCAUAUGAAAAAAUUAAAAACAAAAUUUUGACAGAUAUGUUAGCGCGACGGAGAGAUCUGUCAUCGGCCAGUUUGCUACAGACUGCUUCUGUAGAGAAGCUUAAAGCCGAGAUCAGGAGCUCACGUGAGGUCGUUGAAGACGCUACGAUUCAACACAAACUACCCUGUUUUCUUCUGCUCAGAGAAGUACAAUAA
Molecule: messenger RNA, 681 nt
Organism: Mercenaria mercenaria
Lineage: Eukaryota; Metazoa; Mollusca; Bivalvia; Venerida; Veneridae
Product: tripartite motif-containing protein 16-like
Exons: 1
Coding region: 1-681 (226 amino acids)
Molecular function (GO): zinc ion binding
Source: RefSeq, a predicted model, not a curated record